GUUUUGUUUUAACAAGUGGCCGAUAAAGUUGUGAAUGAAAGAAGUUAGACGCGCCCCCCCAACCCCUCAGCUCUGAGACAAUAGCCAAUCAAGCACAGCUGGGUUGGUUUGUAGUGUGAGAUGAAGCUACAAGGCGGAAGAGGCUGCAGGGAAUGGCGCCAAAAGCAGCCAGGAUCAGGAAUUAAAAACAAAAAUGGAAUUGAAUAGAUUCAACUAACUGUGGAUUUAAAGGAGACCCCGUGGCGGCUGCUAAUGAUCCAGCGAACCUCUGGAGAUGAUGGCGUACUGCUGCAGGUCGUCAGGUGCAUGCAGUUACGCAGAGCCACGGGGUGGUGGCGCUGGAGGGCUUGUGUCAGCGGAGCGGAGUGAAAGGGGAGGAGCAGCAUCGGGAGUAAAGUGGCCACACGGUGAGCCUGCCAGUCCGUCCGAGCGAGUCGCUCACAGCGCAGAUCUGCCGCUGCCGCGCAACGAACGCACAGAGACGCGUCUACCCAGUCCCGUCCUCUGUCCACACUUAAGCGACAAGCCUGGGCCGAGCACCGAGGGGGUCUACUCGAAGAGCAGCGCACGACCACCGCACAGUGUUGCUCCACUGGCUGUAAAAUGCAACUGCGGUCUUUGCGGGAUAAAGACAGCGCUCACGCAUAACCAUCGCCGUAGCCGUAGCGAAACAAGGACAAACGCCCGGAGGAGGAGGGACAGGAGCGGCGAGCGGAAGCAGAGGUGCAGACGACAAUACUCCAAAGGUCUAAUUUGUCUGUGAUGAGCAUCCCCAUCCACUGGAGACCAAAGGCCUGCCCCCGUUCUUCCCACUGAGAGGAAGUGAUGUCACGUCACCACCACCGCUUUGAGAGGGACUACCGGGGGCCCUGGGAUCGGAGAGACAUCCGUCCCUCCGGCCUUCACAAUGGAGGAGCCAACCACAGCUGUGCCUCUGCCGUCGUCAAUGGCAACAACCGUCCGGGGCUGCUUCCCCUCCCGGUCAUCCCUUCUCUCCUCCCCACUCCGGUUACAGUUGCCGUGACAACGUCGAGCUGUGACCUAGUGGUCAAGCGAGGCAUCACGGCGGCAGGAUCGGUUGCUCCGGCGUCGGCCAAGGUCUCCGGACUGUCUCCUGGAGACAACCAGACCCCAGGACUGCUGCUGGCUCCGGGAGUCAGGUGGGGACAGACGCCCAUCAACCAGCUCACGCCCUGGGAUACAGACGAGCCCCCUGCCAAGCAACACAGAGACGGCGAGCCCACCGGUCCAGCCUGGGCUGCACCAGUAGCUGCUGUAAGCCAGCAGAGUCUCCUGCCCCAUUCCUAUGGCCUCCCUCAACCUCCGUCCUUCAGCCACAGUGUGACGGCGCAGUCACCCAUCAUAGGAGUAACUCCGUCCAUCCAGACACCAGUGGCCCCGCAGCAUCCCCUCAUGACCACCCACUUCCAGCUCACACCACAGUCGACUCAGCAGGGGCCCUCCUUGGUGCUGAGCAUGCCCAGUCAGCCUCCGUACCCAGCAGCUCAGCCAACGGUUACACCGACCGCCCUCACUGCCCAAGCCAACCCAGUGGUUCAUCCAAACCCUCACAGCUUGAUGGGCAAUGGCCACUUAGCCUCUCACUCCAGUCUCCUCCAGCCCCCUACCCUUCCUCUCACCAAUGGACAGGCAGCAGUGCAUGCUCAGCCUUCGCCUGCAGACAAUCAGGACGCUCCCAAUGGGUUGCAAAUGCUGCGGACGGUUGGGAGCGGGAAGUACGAGUUCAGUGACCCGGGACACCCCAAAGAGAUGUUGAAGGAGUUGAACCAACAGCGCAGAACAAAAGAGUUUACAGACCUGAAAAUUAUUGUUGAAGGCAAAGAGUUUGAAGUCCACCAAAAUGUUCUAGCUUCCUGCAGCUUGUAUUUCAAGGACCUGGUGAAAAGGUGUGUGAAGACUUUGGUUCCUAGCACAGGGCCAGCAGCCAUUCCUUCCUCCACCCACUCAAAUGAAUGUAUCCCAAACCGGAGAAAAAGAUCGUCAGGGGAGACGAAGAGCAGGGAGAUGCUGGAGCUCACCAUGAGCAACAUCGGCGCUGAUGUGCUGGAGCUGCUGCUGGAGUUCGUCUACACGGGUUCGCUGGUUAUCGACUCGGCCAACGCCAAGACGCUGCUGGAGGCCGCCAACAAGUUCCAGUUCAACACCUUCUGCAAAGUCUGCGUCUCCUUCCUAGAGAAACAGUUGACUGCUGCUAACUGUCUGGGUGUGCUGGCCAUGGCUGAGGCCAUGACUUGCACUGAGCUCCAUAACAUGGCCAAAGCGUUUGCACUUCAGAACUUCCCUGAGGUGGCGGGUCAGGAGGAGAUUUUAAGCGUGUCCAAGGAGGACCUGGUGACAUAUCUGUCCAACGACAGCCUGAACACAAAGGCAGAGGAGCUGGUCUAUGAGACUGUCAUCAAAUGGAUUAAACAAGACCCCAGUUCAAGAGUACAGCAUUUGUCCGAGCUCUUGGCGGUGGUUCGUCUUCCCUUCAUCCAUCCGUCCUACCUGCUCAACGUCGUGGACAACGAGGAGCUGAUCAAAUCGUCAGAGGCCUGUCGAGAUCUGGUCAACGAAGCCAAGCGUUACCACAUGUUGCCCCACGCGCGGCAAGAGAUGCGGACCCCCCGGACGCGGCCGAGGCUUUCUGCAGGUGUAGCGGAGGUGAUAGUGCUGGUGGGAGGGCGACAGGCCAUUGGGAUGAACCAGCGCUCCCUGACAGCAGUCACAUGCUUUAACCCCCAGAACAGUAAGUGGUACCCGCUGGCCAGCCUGCCCUUCUACGACCGCGAGUUCUUCAGUGUCAUCUCAGCGGGAGACAACAUCUACCUGUCAGGGGGCACAGAGUCGGGCGUGAUGGUGGCCGACGUGUGGUGUUACAUGUCCCUGCUGGACAACUGGAACCUGGUGUCCCGGAUGACCGUGGCUCGCUGCAGACACAACAGCCUGGUGUAUGACGGGAAGCUGUACGCCAUCGGAGGUCUGGGCGUCUCUGGCAACCUGGACCACGUAGAAAGGUACGACACCAUCACCAACACUUGGGAGACUGUUUCUCCUCUCCCUAAGCCCGUCCAUUCGGCGGCUGCCACUGUGUGUGGAGGAAAGAUCUACGUUUUUGGGGGUGUGAACGAGGCUGGGCGCUCGGCGGGCGUCCUCCAGUCCUACAUACCACAGACCAACGCUUGGAGCUUCAUUGAGUCACCCAUGAUAGAUAACAAAUACGCCCCUGCGGUGAGUCUAAACGGUUUCAUAUUCAUUCUGGGAGGGGCCUACGCUCGAGCCACCACCAUCUACGACCCGGACAAAGGCAACAUCAAGGCCGGACCCAACAUGAAUCACUCUCGGCAGUUCUGCAGUGCCGUCGUCCUGGACGGUAAGAUCUACGCCACAGGAGGCAUCGUGAGCAGCGAGGGCCCCGCCCUCGGCAACAUGGAGACGUUCGACCCUUGCACCAACGCGUGGACGCUCCUGCAGUCGCUGCCCUGCCCGCUCUUCAGACACGGCUGCGUGGUCAUCAAGAAGUACAUCCAGAGCGGCUGACGGUAGCGCUGGACGGGACCGUACCGGGUCGCAGCCAAAACCACCAGCCGAACGAUGCGCGAUGACGGCAGCUCUGUCGACCGUUUGGUCGGUCUGCAUCGAUCCGCACGGCUAGCCCUGCAAACUCACACCCGUCCCCCGUCCCCUCACUCCCCUCUGCUCUCGUGAAACAAAACCCUGUGCAGAAUGUACCACAAGCUACUUAGCCAUGCCAGGUGACGAUGCCUAACCUCGAGUGCUGUACGUGUCAUGGUAGUAGUUCAUCCUCUCAUCCAACAGGCACAGGGACCUUCUUAGUAACUUAACCGUCUUUUUAAGUGGAGUUGUCUGGGUUUGGGUUGUCUUUCUUUCCCGUUGCGUCUCUGCCAGAUCGUUGUGAAUCCUCCACUUUCCCCUGGCCUCUGACCCACUCUGAGCUCAGUGAAAGCCAUCGCCGGUCCAUGCUUUUUUUUUGUCAUUUUUCAUUAAAUUCCGUUCGCCACGUCUGGGGUUCCAUAAGACGGUUCUGACAUUUAGACGGCGGGGAGGACGCGCGACGGAGUCGAGCGGGGCUGCUUUCCUCGUCAUCUGCGGGUCGGAGGGGGGCUUCCUUCUCGCCGCCGUGUCAGGAAGCGAGGUCCUCGUAUUGGGGAUUUACGAGGUACUUCCAGAACCAGACUGUGAACCCUCCGUGACCCAGUUUUAGUUUUUUGUUUUGUUUUUUUUUUGUAAAAUAUUUUUGACGAAUCGUUAAACACCAGACGGUCGAAUCUGGGUCACCGCUGAGAUUUCAAGAUUAGUGUUGGAGUUGCACAACAAGAGAGGAAUCGUCGGAGCUUUCCUCUACCUUUACUUUCUGGGACAAAGAUUACAUUACAGCAGCCAGGAGGAAUUUCUCUUUCUGUCGCCGUCUGAUCUGAUACUGAAGGCGGAGGAGAAAAAUAAAGCACAAUAUUCACCUGUGACUGUUAUCAUAGAUGUCAUCUGUUGAUUCAUGGGUUCUCAUCAGCCCCACCCCACCCCCCCUCCCAACCCUCACUCUAUGUUCUGAUUUAUACAGUGUGUUUCUUUGCAGCCCACACAAUGAUGUUGGGUUGAUAUUCUGUAAAUACAGGAAGGAAAUAUGUAUAUUUUACAACCUGAAAGCAAUUCUGUAUAAAUGUUUUUAGAAAAACAAGAAAAAAAAAAGAUUAUUAGGAUGGAUUCAACAUACGUCUGUAAAUCUGUACCCAGAAAGGAGAAGCUAACAAUUGUUACUAUUAAACCCUAAUACAUAUACAAGAA
Molecule: messenger RNA, 4803 nt
Organism: Gambusia affinis (western mosquitofish)
Lineage: Eukaryota; Metazoa; Chordata; Actinopteri; Cyprinodontiformes; Poeciliidae
Product: kelch-like protein 29
Exons: 18
Coding region: 826-3540 (904 amino acids)
Molecular function (GO): protein binding
Source: RefSeq, a predicted model, not a curated record